Messenger RNA from Melozone crissalis (California towhee), 2364 nucleotides. It is a transcript of the gene FRRS1L, whose product is annotated as ferric chelate reductase 1 like. The record is from RefSeq and is a predicted model, not a curated record. The transcript is spliced from 5 exons. Gene Ontology annotation, biological process: regulation of glutamate receptor signaling pathway. NCBI's taxonomy places the organism in Eukaryota, Metazoa, Chordata, Aves, Passeriformes, Passerellidae. The coding region runs from base 1 to 855 and encodes 284 amino acids.
AUGGCGGAGCGGAGCCGCGGCGCUCGGCGGCGGCUGCUGCCGCUGCUGCUGCUGCUCCUGGCCGGCUCCGCCGCCAGCCCGGCGGAGGAGGGCGGCGGGCGGCGGGAGGCGGGCGGCGGGGAGCACGGCGAGGAGGCGGCGCGGCACCACGACUCCUCGUACGGCACCUUCGCCAGCGAGUUCUACGACCUGCGCUACCUCUCAGAGGAGGGUUACCCUUUCCCUACUGCUCCUCCUGUGGACCCAUUCGCAAAAAUCAGAGUGGAUGACUGUGGAAAAACCAAGGGAUGCUUCAGGUAUGGUAAGCCUGGAUGCAAUGCAGAGACUUGUGACUACUUUCUAAGUUACCGCAGAAUUGGAGCUGAUGUUGAAUUUGAGUUGAGUGCUGACACAGAUGGCUGGGUGGCAGUGGGAUUUUCCUCAGACAAGAAAAUGGGAGGAGAUGAUGUCAUGGCUUGUGUUCAUGAUGACAACGGAAGAGUCCGAAUACAACACUUCUACAAUGUUGGUCAGUGGGCUAAAGAAAUCCAGAGAAAUCCUGCUAGGGAUGAGGAGGGGGUUUUUGAAAACAACCGUGUAACGUGUCGAUUCAAGCGUCCUGUCUAUGUUCCCCGAGAAGAAACCAUCGUGGAUUUGCACUUGAGUUGGUAUUACCUGUUUGCUUGGGGCCCAGCAAUCCAGGGUUCUAUAACUCGUCAUGAUAUCGACUCCCCACCCGUGUCAGAGCGCGUUGUCAGCAUUUACAAGUAUGAAGAUAUUUUCAUGCCUUCGGCUGCCUAUCAGACCUUCUCCUCUCCAUUCUGCUUGCUCCUCAUUGUUGCACUGACCUUCUAUUUAUUGAUGGGAACCCCAUGACCAAUGGCAAAUAGCAAGAAUUUGGCAGUGGAAGUUUCUCAGGAUGGACGGCUAUAUGGAUGGACAAUGCAUUUUUCUUUUGGAAUUUAUAUCACAUCACCAUCCUCAUCUAGCUGCUUUUGAACAUAGUUAGCUUCUCAGAAGAGUGAAAUAACCAUCUCCCUUGAGUGGCAGAGUGGUGACAAAUCAUUUAAGAAAAUCAGUGAACACAUAGGAGAAUAUUUUCAGUGUUGUGAUUACUUGCUUAAGGAAAAUGAGACUUUUGUAAAAUCAAUGUGUGUACAUGUGUGUUUGUGUGUUUGGGAGGGGUGCCUGUAUGUGUGUUCAGAUGAAUUUAGUGAUGGACAUCUUAUCAAAUAACAAAAUUGCCUUCCAAAUUGCUAGAAAAAGCAAAUUUGGGAAAACACUGCAAUGCUGUUAGGUACUUCUAAAGCAGAGAGCACAACUCCAAGUACAGUUUCUAAUAUUAAGACCUGGAAACCAAUACAGCAGUAUAAAAACUGCACUUCAGUAGUGGAUAGUUCUCCCAAUCUAUUUUUUCUUUUUUUUUUUUUUAAUAUUUAUCAAAGUGUACUUGCUGUAGUACUUUCCAAAACUAAACUUGCAUAUUCAAGCAUUAGCAUGAUUUUUUUUUUCAACAGAAAUAGGUGAUGAAUGUCUUUAUUGUGUUUCAAUAGCCUUUUUGAAAGAAAUGUCUACUUCUUUUAAGAGUGAGAUAUAAAGUAAUUUAAACAAGGGGACGGGAGAAUAAAGCAAUAUAAAUUCUCCAUAUACUGGAAAACCAGCUGUAAAACAUGCAGAAUAUAAAAGUUCCCAACAAGCCAUAGGAUGUCCUCCUAAUAGAUUAAAUAAUUUUUUCUCUUUUUAUGAAAAAAAAGCAAUUUUGCUGACAUGUAAAUACAUUUUAAGUAAUUGUUCAGUGGUAUGAAGUAAUCUCUUUUUCUGUGUUGUAUGCCACUAAAUCCUGUUCAUGUUAAGGGUGACUUUGGGCAGCUGGUGUAAUCUUACAAAGAAAUAUAAAUGAGAUUACUUGUAAGAAAAGACAGGGAUUAAUAAGAACAGCAGUAUCUUUUGUUCAUCAAACCACUGCUAAAAUAUAGGUAUUGUGGAAAAAGAUGAGCUAAAAAGGAAAUACAUUAGCUGUUUUCAUCACCAAUAAACAGUACAAGAGGAAUGCUAAAAUUUACAGAGAUGAAAAGUGUCAAAAUGCAUUUAUGAGCCACAGACUAUAACAAAAACUUGGAGUGAAGAAUUUCUGUUCUUUACAUAAUAGGAAGUGUAUGACACGUUUACAUAUAGCAGUCAAAUGUGCUUAGGUAAGGUUACUCAUUCACUUUCCAACUUACACUCAAAUUCUACUUAAGUAGAAUUGAAGUCUAACUAGUGCCAAAGUUUUAUCUAAUGUGAUACACUCGAGGACUCUCUAACAUAGAAUCUGAUCAAGUAUAUGUAAUGCAACUCUUUUCUAUUCUCAUUGCUGCAUGGAGUAUAAAAUGAUUAAUUAGCUUG